UGUGUGUGUGCGUGCGCGCGUGUGUGCGUGUGUGCGUGUGUGUGUGUGUGUGUGUGUGUGUGUGUGUGCGUGCGUACGUGUGUGUGCACGUGCCUUUCCCCUGCUUGGCAGUAUGCCCAAUCGAGUUUCCAGUAAUUUUGCGGGAUGCUUUGGAAGUGCUUUCCUUGAACGACAACCAGCUGGAGUGUGUCCCCCAGUCCGUGUGUGGCCUGAGAAACCUCAUGGAGCUCUACCUCUCUAAUAAUCCAGGUAUUCGGGAACUUCCAGCUGAGUUGGGGCAGCUCUCUAAUCUGUGGCAGUUGGACAUUGAGGACCUCAACAUCACUAAUGUUCCGCAGGACAUCAGGAAAGAUGGUCCAGCAUCAGUGCUGUCCUUCCUCCGAGCCAACCUACGGAAGGCGGAGCCCUGUAAGCUGCUGAAGCUUCUUGUGAUUGGUCCUCCUCGGCAGGGAAAGACAGCCCUCCUGGAAGCAUUACAGACGGGCAGGACCUCCCCUUUCUCCCCUGCAGAACGAAACAUCAGCACAGCUACUUGGGAACUGGACAGACCCAAUGGGGUUAAAGCUAGCGCGGACUUCGUGGCGUUCAACGUGUGGGACAUCGGCGGUCCGGCCAACAUGUCCACGGUCAACCAGUGUUUCUUCACGGACAAGGCCCUGUACGUGGUCAUAUGGAACCUAGCUCUGGGAGAGGAGGCUGUAGCCAGUCUACAGUCCUGGCUGCUUAACAUUGAGGCGCGUGCCCCUAACUCUGCGGUGGUGGUGGUGGGCACCCACCUGGACCUGAUCGACACCAAGUUCCGUACAGAGCGGGUGGCCACUCUGAGGGCCUACAUCCUGGCACUAUGCAGGUCUCCAUCAGGCGCCAGGGCCAGUGGCUACCCAGACAUCACCUGGAAACACCUGCAUGAGGUAUCGUGUAAGACCCAGGAGGGUCUGGAUGGUCUGAAGAGGUUGAUCUUCCAGGUGGCCUGCUAUAUGAAGGACAACAGCAGCAGUUCAGCUAGCGGACACAAACUGCUGGGCAGACUGAUCCCAAAGAGCUACCUUACACUACAGCAAGCGGUGCUAGAUGAGCGGGGUCGGCGGGACGCAGAAGACGAGGUCCAGUACCUGACAGACGCACAGCUGGACCUCGUCAUAGAGCAGAACCCAGGAAGUGACAUCAGAGACUACGAGGACCUACAGACCGCCAUCAGCUUCCUGAUAGAGACAGGCACCCUCCUCCACUUCCCAGACACCAGUCACGGCCUGUGUACCCUCUACUUCCUCUGUCCCGUGUGGCUGUCGGAGUGUCUGGAGCGGAUCAUCCACCUGAAGAGCUCCCGAUCGGUGGCCUGGAACGGGGUGAUCCGAGCGGAGGAUCUGCGCAUGCUCCUGGUGGGAACAGGCUUCACCCAGCAGACGGAGGAGCAGUACUUCCAGUUUCUGGCCAAGUUUGAGAUUGCUCUGCCUGUGGCCAGCGAUAGUUACCUCCUCCCCCACCUCCUUCCUCCUAAACCUGCUAUGGACAUCCACGGCUUCCGUCAAGAGACCGCCAACUCCAUCCAGCGCCUCUUCAAGAUGAGCUUUGUGCCGGCGGGAUUUUGGGAACGCUUCAUCGCCCGCAUGCUCAUCAGCCUCACCGAGAUGGACCUCCAGUCCUUUGAGCCUAAGAAGAAUGCUAAGAGUGAGCGGAGGAGGACCACGGUGAUCUACAGUUUUGCGGGAACAGGUAGCCAACAGAGGAACCGCUGUAGCACCUUCAGAGUCCGCCGCAGUCAGACCAUCUACUGGAGAGAGGGACUACUGGUCACCUUUGACGGAGGGUAUCUAAGUGUGGAAUCGACUGAUGUCAACUGGAAGAGGAAGAAAAGCGGGGGCAUCAAGAUCAUUUGCCAAUCAGAGACCAGGGAUUUUUCAGCCAUGGCCUUCAUUACAGACCAUGUCAAUUCCCUCAUCGAACAGUGGUUCCCUGCCUUGACGGCCAGUGAGAGUGAUGGGACCCGAUUGAUUGAGCAGUACGCCCCCUGUCCCCAGUGUUCCUCCAUGAGCAGACAGAACCAGGGACCUGGGGGUCUGGGGGAACCCCCAACUAGAGGGACUGCAGCUGGGAGAAGAGGAGGAGAAGGCAGAGAAAAAGGGGGAGGAAGAGGAGGGCACUUCUUCAACAUGGAGGACUGUGUGAUCGCUGCCAUGGGCCAGGAGUACAUAGUGUGUCCCCAGCACCCCGACCAGCCUGUCCCCCUUCAGGAGCUGGUCCCAGAGCUUUUCAUGACCGACUUCCCCUCACGGUUGUUCCUAGAGAAGGCCCAGUUGGAGUGUAGUGAGGAGGAGAGUGAUAUCCUGGGCCAGGGGGGCAGUGGAACUAUCAUCUAUAGAGCCUGUUACCGUGGCCAACCAGUCGCCAUCAAACGCUUUCACUUCAAGAAGUGCAGGCAGCAGACCAUCAGCAGUGGUACAGGUAACACACACACACACACACCAUUCCAUCAUCAGUACAGGCCAUUAUUCUGCCAAUGUUUGUCUAUGGUGAUUGCAUGGCUGUGUGCUCGAUUUUAUACACCGGUCAGCAACGGGUGUGAAGUGGUGUCCACAUACUUUUGGCCAUGUAGUGUAUACCUACUAUCUCUCACGCUACCACUGGCUCUAAGCCAGUUUUGAACAACUGGAACUGUA
Messenger RNA from Salvelinus fontinalis (brook trout), 2657 nucleotides. Its product is annotated as leucine-rich repeat serine/threonine-protein kinase 1-like. The transcript has 14 exons. Lineage: Eukaryota; Metazoa; Chordata; Actinopteri; Salmoniformes; Salmonidae. The annotation marks the transcript as partial. The record is from RefSeq and is a predicted model, not a curated record.